Messenger RNA from Mastomys coucha (southern multimammate mouse), 3498 nucleotides. Its product is annotated as COBW domain-containing protein 1. The record is from RefSeq and is a predicted model, not a curated record. Gene Ontology annotation, cellular component: cytoplasm. The transcript has 15 exons. Bases 1895 to 2713 code for a protein of 272 amino acids. Lineage: Eukaryota; Metazoa; Chordata; Mammalia; Rodentia; Muridae.
CAAAGGUGGUUUUGAAACCCAGACUCACUUUUUAAUUUUAUGGCCUCUUGAUAAGUUGUCUUACGUUUGUGUGAGCUCAUCCCCACCUCAGUUUAGAAUGGAAAUAAUAAGAGUCAUCUGAGUUUGCUCAUCUGAAAAAACCAAAACAAAACAAAGCAAAACGGCCUAUUGUUAUUAAAGGAUGACCUGAUCAAGCAAAAAAAAAGAAAAGAAAAAGAAAACAAGGAUGCCGCCUGUAGAUUGCCUCACACCUUGCUAAGUGGAUUCCAUGUCACAGGAACCGAACUCUAACAGCCAUUAGUGGCAACUAUUUACUGUCCUCAACUGCCCCCUCCCCUUUUAAGGGCUGCUUGGGAAGCACUGUAAGAGCUUGACUUAGAAUAAGACCUUUGUUUUGGAAACUUUCCUAAGCUGGGGGUCUUGAGGGUGCACAGGGGAUACUUGAAAACACAGAUUGGUGAACGUGGUGCAGUUUUCUGAAGAUCUGGUCAUGUGCUUAUUUUUUUUGUUGGAACUCUUUAGUUAUCCCUUUAAAGCAUUACAGUUAACAGAAGGCAACAACAAAUAAGUGACUAAAAAAUGUGGAAAAUAAAAAUUGUGGAAAAAAUAUGAAUCAAGUGGUACUCUCGAUCCUGUGUGCUGCAACAAACAAGCUGGAUCUUGGCGCACCCUUUAGAAACAAAGAAAUCACUGGUGUCUCCACACCUCUAGGGUUUUUUCUCCCCCUUCUAGAGUCAGACCAAGGAUAUUCUAGAUUUUACUUGGGGUUCAUUUUUAUAAAGGAAUAACGUUUUGGGAUUCAGACGCUACUCUAUAGAAUCGGAACAGAUUUCCUUGUCCAAAGAGCAUACUUCAGACUUGCCCCUUUGCCUUUCUGCAUUUGACUUACUGAUAAGUGAAGGGAACAAUACAGGUAACGGCCUGAAGCUCUGGGGUCAGGACUAACCUCAUUGUUACUGACUGAACCUAGGGGACAGUUUGCCUCCUUUGUAUUUUUUUAAAUUUUGAAGUGCUGGGAACACUGUCCCACUAGCCUCCAGCAUCUUUAUUCUUAUUUUUCAACCUAUUUCUCUGGUUUCCAUCCUUCAGUUUCACUUCUGAAUAGUUUUUAUUUUAAUGUCUUACAGGCAUUUCCAUAUUUAACGUGUUCAACACUCUGGACACCGAUAGCUUCUCAAAUCCUGCUCCUGAGAUUCCCAACCAUAUGCAACACUAACAGUAUUUCUUCCUAACUACAGGAGUCCUGAGUCUCCCUGCUCCUUAAUAUAUCUUUGUGCUAGCCCUGCCUUUCACUACAAAGUGUUAGUUUGAUUGUCAUGUUUCUUAGUGGGUUCUCCUUGGAUGAAAAUUUAAGUUCCUUAGCAGAAAUUCAAGGACUUCUGUGAUCUGGUUCCUACCUACCCCUCUACCCUGUCAGAUGGCUGAACACAUUGAAUUUACAUCACUUCUUAAGUGGUUUCAACCUUCCUAAUGCUGUAACCCUUUAAUACAUUUACUCACGUUCUGGUUAACACCCCCUCCCCCAAUUAUUUUUGUUGCUACUUCAUAACUAAUUUUACUACUGUUACAUAUUAUAAUAUAAAUAUCUGAUAUGUAAGAUGGUCUUCAGUGACCCCUGAAAGUCAUUUGAUCCCACCAAAGGAGUCAGGAUACGAAGGCUGAGAACUACUGUCUUACAGGUGCCGGAAAGACAACACUUCUGAACUACAUUUUGACAGAACAACAUAAUAGAAAAAUAGCAGUGAUUUUGAAUGAAUUUGGAGAAGGGAGUGCAGUAGAGAAAUCCUUAGCUGUCAGUCAAGAUGGAGAACUCUAUGAAGAAUGGCUGGAACUUAGAAACGGUUGCCUCUGCUGUUCAGUCAAGGACAGUGGCCUUAGAGCUAUAGAGAAUCUGAUGCAGAAGAAGGGCAAAUUUGAUUACAUACUCUUAGAGACCACUGGGCUAGCAGAUCCUGGUGCAGUGGCUUCUAUAUUUUGGGUUGAUGCUGAGUUAGGGAGUGAUAUUUAUCUUGAUGGUAUCAUAACUGUUGUAGAUUCAAAAUAUGGAUUAAAACAUUUAACUGAAGAAAAACCUGAUGGCCUUGUCAAUGAAGCUACUAGGCAAGUUGCUUUGGCAGACAUGAUUCUCAUCAAUAAAACAGACUUGGUUUCAGAAGAGGAGCUAAACAAAUUAAGAACAACUGUCAGAUCAAUAAAUGGACUGGGAAAAGUUCUAGAAACUCAGAGAUCAAGAGUUCAUCUCUCCAAUAUAUUAGACCUUCAUGCCUAUGAUACUCUCUCUGGAAUAAGUUUACAGAAAAAGCUCGAGCAUGUGCCAACAGCACCCCACCUUGAUCAGAGUAUUGUUACAGUCACAUUUGAAGUACCAGGAAGUGCAAAGGAAGAGAGUCUAAAUGUAUUUAUUCAGAAUCUCCUCUGGGAAAAGAAUGUGAAACACAAGGACGGCCGUUGCAUGGAGGUCAUUCGGCUAAAGGGACUGGUGUCUAUCAAAGACAAACCACAGCAAAUGAUUGUGCAAGGCAUCCAUGAGCUGUACGACCUAGAAGAGAGCCUAGUGAGCUGGAAGGAUGAUGCUGAGAGGGUGUGCCAGCUGGUCUUCAUUGGUAAAAAUUUAGAUAAGGAUAUUCUUCAAGAACUCUUCAUCACUGCUGUGGCAGACGCAGAAGAGCAAAGGACGGCACCAGGCAAAGAUGGAGUUGGUCCAUCGCACUGAAAGGACUGACGGGAAAAACAAGGAUGUGUUUAAAUCCUGGAUUCAUUACCUCUGUUAUGAUUUGGGAGUAUACUGUAUAAUAGUAUUUAUUUUAUAAAAACACAUAAAAUUUUAGUAAAUUAUUAUAAAAACAUCUGAUAUUCAUAAAAUAUAUCCUCUGGAGUUUUUUUUGAGGCAAGUAUUUCACAAAAAUUUCAUAAUUUUCUUUGAAGUUUAAGCAUGACUGCUGACAAUUUAUCUACCAUUAUUUGUAAAAAUGAUGGCAAACUUUUCAUUGUUUCUUAAAAACUUCAGAUAAUUGCUGAGAUACAAGGACUAUAUUGAUAGUAACAAGAAAUGCUAUUAUUAUAUUUUAAAAAAAGUUUAACCUUUAUUUUGAUGUUAUGUGUAUGUGUAUUUUGUCUGCAUGCAUGUCUGUGUACUCACUGCACAUUCAGUGUCUUAAGAGUCCAGAAGAGGACGCUGGAUCCCCUGGAGCUGAAGUCACAGCCAGUUGUAAGUCUCCAUGUGGGUGCUGAGAAUUAAACCCAGGUCCUUUGGAAGAACAGCCAGCACUCUUAACUACUGAGCCAUCUCUUCAACUCUCUCACUGUGUUUUUAAUAGAGUGAGUUUUUAAUGUUCCUAAAGACUUAAAGAGUCAAAGAAAUUAAACCAUCUCUUACAAUCAGUAAUAGUGUAAUGGUACUUUGGCUCUUCGUUCUGUAUUAUACUUAGAAGAUUAUAAUUGUUGAACUUUAAACUUUAGUUUUAUUGCUGGCAUUAAAUUCAUCUUGACUAUUUUGAA